UCUUCCCAACAGGGUCCUCACCUGAUCAUUAACCAGCCCGACGAGCUGCUGGACGGCAUGUCCGAGUGGUGCAAGGAGCACCACGGGAAGUCUGGCCUUACUAAGGCUGUGAAGGAGAGUAAAAUCUCGCUGCAGCAGGCAGAGUACGAGUUCCUGUCCUUCGUGCGACAGCAGACACCGCCGGGCCUCUGUCCUCUCGCAGGUAACUCCGUUCACGCCGAUAAGAAGUUCCUCGACAAAUACAUGCCUCAGUUCAUGAGGCAUCUUCACUACAGGAUCAUUGAUGUGAGCACUGUCAAAGAGCUUUGCAGACGCUGGUAUCCAGAAGAAUACGAGUUUGCACCAAAGAAGGCGGCUUCUCACAGAGCGCUCGAUGACAUCAGGGAAAGCAUCAAAGAACUUCAGUUCUACAGAGAUAGCAUCUUCAAGAGGAAAACGGAUGAAAAGAAAAGGAAAGUGAUAGAGAACGGAGAAGGCGAUAAACCUGCCAGCUGAUUUCUCAUCUCGCCAGGCCAUCCCGUGGCACGUACUGGACGUGUCUCCUGGUUCUUUUCUGUUUGCCAGUCUCUCGAGAAGCUGCACCCUUUAGUUCCCCUGUUUCUUAACGGCUGUUAAAACGCGGAUGGAAGCCUGAGUUACUGCUUCUUCCCUGGGCGAGCAAGGAAUCGAGAGGCUCGAGUCUGGGCAGCGCCUCUGUUUGUACGUAGUGGGUAAAGCACGCUGUGUCAUCCUCCU
Messenger RNA from Tauraco erythrolophus (red-crested turaco), 735 nucleotides. NCBI's taxonomy places the organism in Eukaryota, Metazoa, Chordata, Aves, Musophagiformes, Musophagidae. The record is from RefSeq and is a predicted model, not a curated record.